AUGUUCUCUGUGGUGCCUGGGUACUCCCCUGGCUUCAAGAGGCCCCCCGAGACCCUCCGCCUGAAGAGGAAAAGGCCUCGGAGAAGCGAAGCGGCCUCCGGCUCCGAAGGCUCGGGCUCCGCCGCCGCCCUCGGGGACCCCGCUUUCUCCCCUCGACCCUACCCUGGGAGCCGGAGGCGCAACCCCUUCUUGGACUUGGGGAACACGCCUCGCCCUCCGACGCGGCCCAGCCGGAUCCCUUCGCCGGGACGGAAAGGCUUGCGUUGGCUGGAGACCGGCGCCGAGACAGACGGCGGCGCCCGCCGGGAGCUCCGUGUGUUAGUAAUAGGUGGUCUUCAAGAGGACAAGCCUUUCUCAAGUAAAGAGUUUUCUGAAACCUUAGCUGUUGGCUCAUUAAGUGACCCAUAUUUGGCAGCUUCCAAUAUAGAUGUUCCUUCUUCCCCAAGUUGUGAAUUUCCUGCAGAUUGGAGUAUUAAAACUCGCAUUCUUUUUACGUCUUCUCAAUCAUUUGCAUGGGCUGAUCACAUAAAAGCACAGGAAGAGUCUCAAGGACAUGUCCAGCACUGCAGAGCAACAGUAACAAAUCUGCCUCAUAGCAUUCAGGAACCAAAACUCUCCACAGAACUCCGAUGUGCUUUCCAACAAAGCCUGGUAUAUUGGCUUCAUCCUUACCUACCAUGGCUACAGCUGUUCCCUCGUAUUGGAGCAGAUAGAAAAAUGACAAGAAAAAACAAUCCUUGGUCCUAUGAUGAAGCACUCCAACAAGUUCUCAUGAGUGAAUGGUCUCUAAGUUUUACCUCCCUGUAUAAUCUCUUGAGAGCCAAGCUGUGUCCUUUUUUCUAUGUGUGCACCUACCAGUUCACUGUGCUUUUCCGUGCAGCAGGACUUGCUGGAAGUGAAGUGAUCACAGCACUUAUCUCUCCCACAACCAGAGGCUUAAGAGAAGCCAUGAAAAAUGAAGGUAUUGAUUUUUAUUUACCAUUCCAAGAAGUUAGGAAGAAGAAAUUUAAUGCUUUUGGAUCCCAUUUAGAAGCAAGAUCUGCUGAUGAUUCUGAAACAAAUGGCAAAGAUGCCGAGAAUGAAGAGGAACAACUAAUGAGUGGUGUUUGUGGUGAUGAAGAUGAUGAUGAUGAAGGAUUUUCAUGGUUGGAAGAAAUGGGAGUUCAUGACAAAAUUAAAAAGCCAGAUACAAUUUCUAUCAAACUCUAUAAAGAGAGAGAUGAAGUACAAAUGGAUCACAAGCCUGAAUCGGUGGCAUUAGUAAAAGGAGCAAACACAUUCACUCUGCUAAACUUCUUGAUGAAUUGUAAAAGUUUAGUGGCUUCUGCAGGGCCUCAGGCUGGUCUCCCUCCCACAUUACUCUCCCCAAAUUCUUUUAGAGGUGCAACAAUGCAGACGCUCAAGGCUCGAAGCAUAAAUGUAAAAACACAAGUCCAUUCUCAGUACAAAGAUGCAUUUAGUUUGGAGAUUGUGGGCCCUGUCUUGCCUCACGCAUUGCAUGCUUUAUCCAUGCUACUGAAGUCAGCUCAGAAUGGAUCUUUUUCUGCAGUGUGUUACACACAUGAACCAACAGCAGUGUUCAACACAGGCAUUAGCAAUGAGAAGAGUAUGAUGACGGACUCACUUAGCAAAGACCUUUGGAAGUGUGGAUUGCAUCCUAAGACUUUAGAUCGGCUUGCUCUUUGUCCAUCAUUAGCAAAGUCUUCAAUUAGGCUCAUGGAAAUGAACAAUUAUGUCUGCACUUGGAAAGUCUAAGCAAGCAACAGCUAUCAACAAAGAAAUAACUGCCAUAUGAGAUUCCAUGAAACACUAUUUGCUGCUAUUACUAUGUAAAGUGGUUUACCAAAGAACACAUAGUGUACUAAACGUGCAAAUCUUUUAGACAGAUCCUUCUGGGCGAGUUAGAUUCUGUGAGAGUUUAUAUCUGUGUAUGUAGUAGAAAACACCUGCUCCCCUAUUUUUCCAGGUUUGUUACAACUGAUUUUUAGAGAUUGUUUUAAAUUAAACUUUGUAAUACAGAAUCUUACACAUUUUCAGUCUGAAAUAGUUAAUCAUCGCAUAGAAGAAAUUUUCAAACACUGGAUCACUAAGAAAGAAAAUCUGUUGAAGACCUUGUGGGUUGUUCUGCAAGAAAAAUGGCUGGACAAAAUUUGUCCUACAAGCUGAAGAAAGUUGUCGUAGUCUUGACAUAUUGCUAGUCUUUUUUAAAAAAGUUUUUUAUUUAUUUCAAAUCAAAGAAAAAGGGGAGUGGAGAAAAGAGGGGAGAAUACAUAAACUAAAAUUAUGGGCUACAGUAAUAAUUAUGUAAUUACUGAGUUCUAAUUAAAGCCAUCUGGGCUUUGAAUUUGCCAUGAUGGAGAAAAGAAACAAAUGCCACAAAUUGAGGGAGCAUGAUCUGAGACAAGAGAUAAUGUCAUUACAGAAUGUUGACCGAAAUUGGAGUAAGGGGAAAGAAGCAAAAAAUAAUCAAACUUAAAAGACAUUUUGGUGUACUGAUGAUUAAAAAGUAGAAUCUUUUUCUCUUUCUGGGAUAGUGGAAUAUUAUUAGUUUCAAAUCAGACAUUAACCCUUUAAUGUAAACUAGACCAAUGAACUUAAUUUACAAGGGUGUGUAUUCCUGUCUAAAACCAGACCAAGGAUAUAAUAGAAGUCCUAUCCAGGUGACUUAAACAUGAACUGAAAUGGGUUGAGACCACAUGAGUCUGUGUCAUAUCUAUGCAUCAAAGCAAUUACCAUUUGAAAUCUGAACAAAAUAUAAACAUUUAUGUUUGUAAUAGUUUUAACCACUGAAAGGGUAUUUUUGUGAAUUAGCAUAGCAAUGCCUUGUAAUUUAAUGGGGCACUACCUAUAUAGGCAUCCUGUACGCAACCUUUACAUCAUGUGUUUUUAUCAGACAACAAAAGAUGGGGUCCUGGGGGGGGGGGGGGAAGCCACUCUUUUUUUUCAAAUAGCUUGUUUCUCCUUACUGGAUGUCCUGAAACCUCUAAUACUAUCACAUGGGCAGUUUUAUGGGCAUGUGAGAUUAAUGAACUUAUUGUAAUGAAAGGGAAAGGCAGAACAAAACAGCCUGUCCACAUAUAUUCAACUAGUAAAGUUUACAAUAGGAAGGACCAAAAAAGGGAGUGAAAUGAGAAAAAGAAAAAGGAGAGGAAAGGGAAUAAAACCAAAAGGAAAGGGCAUGACAAAGGUACAUAAGAGUGUGCAGUGCUUCCAAAUAAAAUGGCUUAGGCUACCAUACUUUAUGUUCAUUCCCCACCCCACUUCUCAAUCUGAUCAAUAAGUAAUACUGUAGCUACUUUAUUCAUUUUAAUAGACUUCUACC
Molecule: messenger RNA, 3322 nt
Organism: Pogona vitticeps (central bearded dragon)
Lineage: Eukaryota; Metazoa; Chordata; Lepidosauria; Squamata; Agamidae
Source: RefSeq, a predicted model, not a curated record